UCUCUCUAUCUCUCGACCAAAACUGCAGAAAUUUUUCCUCCGAUUUCCAUCGGCUUUCUCAAAUUCCGUCGCUCCCCCCCCCGUCUCAUUCACGACGGCGACCUCACCGUCCCCUCGCUCCGAGUCGCCGUUCGCGAUUCGCCGCUGUCCGCAGUCGCGCUGCUCCCCUGGACCGCUGCCGCUGCUUCUGCCCGUCGCCGGAGGGAGCCCGUCGUCGCUGCUGUGCGGCUCCAGCUCCGCCGCGAAGGGUGCCGCCAUCGGUCGGCCCCAAUUAACCCCGAUUUCACCCGCAAGGUUACGGAGGAGGAAAAUUCCAUCACGGAGCAGGAAAAUCUACAUAAAAUCUUUAAUUAAGAUUUGAAUUAAAGAUAUUUUGUCUUAAUUAAUUUAGUUUAAUUCGCAGCUCAUUGUAUUUUAUCACGGACUAGACUUUUAUAUUAAUUAUUUAAUUUAUCGGAUCCAACACGGAAUUGAGUCCAAUAAAUAUUCCUCACGGACAGGAGUUAAUUAAAUUCUCAUAAUCAUUUAUUUCACAAAUCCCCAAUUAACAACAAUCAAUUACCAACAAUCAAUUCACGGACUUCGCAGAGUUAAUACUAUUAAAACAAGUAAUUUAGGUUCACAAAUUAGGUUUAGAAAAACGGGGCGUUACAAGUUCCAUAUCCAUUAUUCCGUGCUUGCGUUGUGCUCCAAUGGAGCUGGAUUUCUAGACUACCACCUGCAUUAUCUCUCUGCCUCCACUCUGCAAUCUUCUUCCAAAUUCUCUAUUACACACCCUGCUGUAAUUUAAUCUCCAUUUUCGGCACUCCAGCUUGCUAAAUCAAACCCAUCUGAGGAUUGUGUGUGUGUGAUGACGGAUGACUGAGCAAUGUGCUUCAUUUUCGGCUCGAUCCGAGAUUUGUAUUUUGAGGCUGCUAAUUUCAAGGAAUUAAGAAAAUGAGGGUUUUAGGGGACUCGUGGUGUUUCUGCAACAGUGGAACCAAGUCGGAGAGAAUGAAGGCCGCCAUUUUCUCCGGCAAGGCUCCCUCCAUGGCCAGAAUUCACGGAGGCGGCACCGCCUUCCUGAUCCACCGCAAUCUGCUGCUCACCACCCACGCCAAUCUCCCCUCCGUCGCCGCCGCUGAAGCCGCCGAGAUCCGCCUCCACAAUGCCCUCUCCGCUUCCUUAUUCCCUCACCGCUUCUUUAUCACAAGCUCCGUUCUUGACCUGACAAUGGUGGGCCUUGACACUUUUGAUGGUGAAUCAAAAGCUCCCGUGCAGCAUCCUCACUACUUAAGGACUUGUUCGAAACCGAAUCUGGAGCUGGGAAGUAUAGUUUAUCUUCUAGGGUACACAGAUAAACAGGAAUUGGCAGUCGGUGAAGCGAAGGUAGUAAUAGCUACUGACAAUCUGAUUAAGUUAUCGACUGAUGGAGUAACAUGGAGCCCGGGUUCUGCUGGUUUUGAUUUUCAUGGAAAUCUCUCCUUUAUGGUUUGCGAUCCUAUGAAGCUUGCAACUUCUCCAAAUACCAGAUCCACUUCAACUUCUUCAUCGUCAACGUCGUUGUGGAGGAAAGACACCCCGAUGCAAUUUGGCAUCCCUAUGCCCGCUAUCUGUCAUUGGCUUAAUCAGCACUGGGAGGGGAACCUCGAUGAACUCAAUAAACCGAAACUACCUCUGAUCCGAUUGAUGUCCUCCGCCCAGAAAAGUGAGCAUUCUUGUGCAUCAUUCACCAUGCGAAGCGUUUUUAAGCCAACUGAAGGUGAGAACGAGGGGACUCCAUCUUCAUCCAAACCAGUAGAGCAGCAACCUGGACCAAGUUCAGCAGCUGUCCACACUGUGGAAGUCAAAGACGAGAAGUCCUCAAGUGGUGAUCGGCAAGGCGCAACUCAUGCUCCCGGUAUCCCAACUCCUGAGAUUUACGAGUCCCCGAUGCUGACCUCAAGCCCAGUUAGGAACAAGGAUGCUACUACUCCUACUCCUACUACUCAAAUCCAACUUUUGGACAUCAACUUCCCUCCAAGGAUUAGUAAAGCUGCAUCAUCACCUAAGCAAUCAAGAAAAACGAUGCCACCGAGCUUUGAUCAAAACUAUGUCAAGGAUUUCCUGCUUCAAAAGCAACACAAGGGCCCCAUUCCAGAUGCAGAAUCAACGGGGUCCGUGAAUGGAGCCCAGAAUGAUGUCCAGUCGAGCUCUUCCCCCGUUGAGUUUCCACACGAAUACAGCAGUGAAGGAGAAACCACCAUGUACUCUGCAGAAACAGCCGAAAGCCGGAACUACCCAAGCCCCAGAGAGGGAAGGUUCUGUCAGAUAGGAAGGAGCCAGAGCUGUGUGAGCUACAACAGAUGGGGGCCGGUCCCAAAAAACUCGGUGGCCCGUGGCUUGAAUCUUGAGAAGCACCACAACCUCAUGCAAGGGAGGAAGGUGUACUCACAAGGUGCAACAUCUCAAAGGAGCAACGACUACUACAGCCCAACAGUUUCGUCCAAUAUGAAGAAAAGGAACGACAUGGAGCAGCAGCAAAAACGCAGGCCGAGGCCGAGGCAGAGCGCUGUUUAUACAUCUCAAAGAUGGAAUUUUUAAUAGUGAGUGUCAUUGAUUAUAAUUACUUUCUUGAUUCAGUGCUCCUAUACAUGCCUUGUUUCUUGCUUAUACCUGUAAGUAGUGGAUUGUUUAGACGAAUAGAAACGAUUUUAACACACCUACCCUUUUUUUGUUUAAAAUGGGAUUAUGUUUGUCUUGUUAUUGAAGGGAGUAACUGUUUAUAGGUUAGCUUCCCAAAACAGUAUGUUAAACAUGCUGUUGCGAUAACAAGGAUUGUUUCUGAUGAUAUUUUGAUUGGUGUUGGA
This is a messenger RNA of Salvia splendens (bonfire salvia), 2828 nucleotides long. RefSeq lists its product as uncharacterized. The coding region runs from base 937 to 2562 and encodes 541 amino acids. Lineage: Eukaryota; Viridiplantae; Streptophyta; Magnoliopsida; Lamiales; Lamiaceae. The record is from RefSeq and is a predicted model, not a curated record. The transcript has 3 exons.